AUGUCUUCGAGGGGAAAUCAGCGUCGGGGCCUCAACCGGAACAGUGAGGCCGGUGAGCACGGCGAGGAGCUGGCCAUGUGGAAGGACAGCAAGGAAAAGAUAAUGGGUGUCCUGGACGCCUUCAACGAGAGCAGUGCGAAUGUCCUUGACAUCCGCGACCAGGACAAGCGCAUGGCCGAGAACGAGAACAAAGGCAACCUCUCCUCGGAGGAUUACAACAAGGUUGAUAGCCUGCUCCGCAAGGGUGUUAAGAUCAACGAUGCUGCAGCCCAAAACCUCACCAAGCUGAUCGAGGAUCUCAAGGUCUUGAAGGCCGUGCAGAAGGCCAACGAGGAACAGAAGGAGGCCAGCGCCUCGCGUGUGGCACCUCAGAGGCCCCGUGAUCUGUACGACUUCGAAGCCGCCGAUUCUCCCAUCCCAUCUCCCAACCAGAGUAACGUCUCUCGGCGUAUGGGCAACAGCGGUAAGGCUGAACGGGGAGACUCGAUGCCGCCCAAGCCCCAGGAUCGCUCCACGCCCGUCCCCAAGAUGGGCAGUACCGAGCCUCAGCCCAACGCGGCCGCCAGCGCCAUGCGUUCUAAGCAAAACUUCGCCAAGGACGACGAGGUCGCCUUCAAACCAAAGCCGGCUAGCAACGAACAGACGGACUGGAUUCUUGGUAUUGUCCAAGAAGUGCGCGGCGAGGGCAAGUCGAGGCGGUAUAGGGUUCUCGAUGCCGACGUGGAUGAGAAUGGCCACCAGAAGGACUUUCGGACCAGCGCCAGCAACAUGAUUUUAAUCCCCAGGGAUGGGACAGUCUUGCCUCCCCUUGACAAGGGCAAAGUUGUGCUGGCGCUCUACCCAAACACGACAACUUUCUACAAGGCCGAGGUCAUAGGGAUGGACGGUGACACCAAGGUGAACCUCAAGUUCGAGGGUGAGGAGAGUAGCAAUACGAUGCAGGCUGUCACCCGUCGACAUGUGGUCGAGUAUCGAGGAUGA
Molecule: messenger RNA, 981 nt
Organism: Anthostomella pinea
Lineage: Eukaryota; Fungi; Ascomycota; Sordariomycetes; Xylariales; Xylariaceae
Source: the annotation of a GenBank genome assembly